Molecule: messenger RNA, 700 nt
Organism: Colletotrichum navitas
Lineage: Eukaryota; Fungi; Ascomycota; Sordariomycetes; Glomerellales; Glomerellaceae
Exons: 1
Source: RefSeq, a predicted model, not a curated record
GCUGAGAAGGUCGACGAAAUCUUCACCACAAUCCGUCCCCGUGGCACCACACCCACCGGUCAGCGCCUCUAUGUCAUCCUCCGGUCUUACCUUCAGCUCCUAGAAAGCAAGAAUCACGAUGUCGAGAGCGUCAAGCCGAUCAAUAUUAUCCUCAUCACCGACGACGCGCCCUCGGACAAUGUCGAGUUGACUAUCAUUACUGCGGCUAAGACGCUCGAUAAGCUUACCGCACCCAUGCACUAGGUGGGCGUGCACUUCUUCCAAAACGAGCCCGGCGAGCGUGAGGCGCUUCGGUGGCUCGAUGAAGAUCUUGUCGGUAGGAUUGACGGCGAUCUUCGCGAUAUGGUUGAAACCGUCACCUGGGAGAACGGUAACAUCCUCAAGGUCGUCCUCGGCGCAGUGGUGGUCAGACGUCUCGACUGCCGUCGUACAAAUGGUAGCUAAACCAAAAGUAAAUGACUGCUUAGUGAAAACCCAUCAUCUUCCUUGUCAUUCAUGGAGACAUUGACAUGGAGCUACUGCUGGUCGAUCUCGGCCUGAGAACGAUUAGCUGAUCGAGUGGUUAAAGAACUUACAAUGUUGUGGCAAUGGUAAGCCCUAUCGUUACGUCGGGUGCUAGGAACAACAACUAAUAUGUAACUUCUGAUGUGUCAAGACUGUCAUGGCUGUUUAGCAUUAAAAGUUCGUCCUCUUCUCUCGA